AUGUUCUCUGAGGAACAGUACGAGGACGUCGGGGUGAUACAGUCUGGUUUCAAAGAUUCGAUAAAUUGCAUGCAGUUUAGUCCAGACGGGAAGUGGCUCGCAGCAGGGGGAGACGAUGGGCGUCUCGUCAUAGUGGACAUCCAAUCUGAAGGCUUCUCGGAAGACACCAUCAUGGCGGCGGCACCGGUAACCGCUGUAGCAUGGAACCCGUACCACUGGGACACUCUUUUUGUGGGCUACCCUUUCCCAAGCGGAAGAUACCUUUCGCAGAUGCACGGACCAGUGGAAUGUUUUGAGUACGACACACACGGAACAACCCUGGUAGCUAUCGGGGGUGCAGACAUUGCACUCAUAAAGGACAAGCCGAACGCGAAGUACGACAUCGAUAAAAUAAUACGACUUCCUGCAGACCUGGAGGAAAAGCUCAAUCCGACUGCCCGGGAAGUAUCCCCGUGUUCCGCCCAUUUUGUAGACGACGACAGGGCCCUUAUUGUGACCUUCGUCUAUCACGGCAUCGUUUGCUGGCGCAUCUCGACCUUGGAGGUCCUGUGGCAUUUCAGUCCAGAAACUCGCAUUGGUCGUGCUGCCAUAUCGCCAGACCAGAAGUCGAUUGUUGUUUGCAAUCUCCUCGACGGAUUCGACCGCUACAGGAUCGACCGUGCGAAGAAGGUGCAAAGCUACUCUGUCAAGCACCACAUCAACAUCGCUCUUCCUGUAGCCUUUAUCCACGACGGUGAUGCUUUGCUGUUUGGAAGCGCGUGCGGCACAGCGACUAUUGUGGAUAAAGACGAUGGCUCUCUCAUUCAGUCUCUGACGCAUACCGAUGGAGAAAUCAUACAAGCGAUUGCAUAUAUCAAGAUUGGAGCACGCCAUAUCGUAGCUACCGGAUCUUCCGAACCUGGGAGAGAGAACGUGAUCAGAAUCUGGCUCGCUAAGAAAGACAUCGAUGGCGGUGUAGUCUCGCAUUGUGACGAGGAAGAUCACGUCACUGGAGCCGCCGUCUUCGCAGAAACUCAAUCGGUCGACGAACCUGGGAAACAGAACAUGAUUCCUUCGCCCGCCGUUCAGAUGGACAACCCUUCUGAUCAGUCUCUUGACAGUCAUUCGGAAAGCAGGCAUUUGUUCGAUACAACGCCCUUUACCAAUCGUCACGGCUACGCUCAGCAACAAGAUCGCGGUCUGGAUGCUCAAGACGCAGAUUGCUCUUCGUUUACCCCUGCUCAGAAGCCAGAGAGCUCAGGUGUACCCAGGCUGUCUGGAGCGUCCGUAAUGUCCAGAAGGUAUAUUGCUUGGGCCGUCUUCGCUGCCGUCGUCGCCUUGCUCAUUUGGGACUUCCGUGAUAUGCUAUUCCCGACGCUUCAUCCUGCUACGAUCUCAGACGGUAUCGACUCUGAUGAUAGGCCAAAAUCCUACAUUAGACGAUCGGCUUGGGCGCUCGUUCGUAUGGUCUUCAAAGCUUUCCCUGAGUUGCUGAACUACAUUAAGGAUCUCGUAUACUAUGUUGAUAGAGCGCGACCACCCCCGCCCUCGAGCUCGAACGCUACGUCCCGCGCAUUCUCGCGCGCCUGGUCCUUCGUCAGCACCAUCUCGCAGCUCGCUCCCUUCCGCAGCCCCGCGUUCCUCCACCACAGCAUGUCGCCCACCAUUCACGAGAACAAGGAGGUCCUCGAGGACUCCAUAUCCGAGGAGAGUGAGGACGCCGAAAAGAUGAUCCUCCAGAAAAAGCACCAGCUCGAGGCGCGACGGUUCGAGGCCAUCGUCAUCGACCGCUUGGUCCACACCCUCCCUAGGGUCAAGCGAUUCAUGGACUCCAUUCCCAAUGGCCGCUACGCCGUCGCCAUUUCUGCGCCUGAAGGCCACGAAGGCGGCCCUCGAUCUGCAAAGGAGCUUGGGUCGGAGGUGACGCGUUGCGUCGUCUUCGAGGAUUCGCCUCCGGACAUCAAGGCAUGCGUCGCCUCGGGCGCGACGAUCAUUGCCGUCUGCACCUCGCACGAGUGCUCGAAGAUCGAGAACUGCGGCGCACUACCUCGUCGACAACAUGGAGCAGAUCCAGAUUACCGCCGAAGGGGAGUGCGCGGACACGCGCCUCCGAAGUCCACGAUCAAUCCCAAGUCGCAGACGCACGAGCAGCACAUGUACCUCACGUAG
Trametes versicolor FP-101664 SS1 is the source of this 2148-nucleotide messenger RNA. RefSeq names its product WD40 repeat-like protein. Gene Ontology annotation, molecular function: protein binding. The transcript has 14 exons. The coding region runs from base 1 to 2148 and encodes 715 amino acids. The record is from RefSeq and is a predicted model, not a curated record. NCBI's taxonomy places the organism in Eukaryota, Fungi, Basidiomycota, Agaricomycetes, Polyporales, Polyporaceae.